Molecule: messenger RNA, 672 nt
Organism: Ipomoea nil (Japanese morning glory)
Lineage: Eukaryota; Viridiplantae; Streptophyta; Magnoliopsida; Solanales; Convolvulaceae
Product: probable E3 ubiquitin-protein ligase RHY1A
Exons: 1
Coding region: 1-672 (223 amino acids)
Source: RefSeq, a predicted model, not a curated record
AUGGCGACAGUAAACUUCCGACAACCCUCGGUCACAUUUUCGUUUGAGUCGAGCUUGCGUCCAGGGAGGGAUACAAGAACGAUGAUAAUAGAAAUUGUUUUGAAACACAAACACAGGGUUUUCUUGAGAGAUUCGCGGCGGGGUGAGAUUGUUGAUUCCUAUGAGAGAAACACCGAUUCCAGCGUUUCUUUUCCUUUGCCCAUUGAUUCUGUUGUUGGGUUGUCCUUUUUCCACUUCACGCCUUUCAGGGCCCAAGUUUUUGAGCGGAUGCCGGGAUUGGCUCCCUCCAUAGCCGGCGAGCUUUCCCGACAAAUGUUCCAUUACGCGCGACAAGUUUCACUUGCCCGUCUGGGCAACAAUGGCGAUGACGGUAUAAUAGUGGUCGCGGCUCUCGUGGAGAUUGAGGAGCCAGAAAUAGAAGAAGUUUACACUGAGACUAGUGUAGAUGAUGAUGGUGAGAUUAACGGGUUGAAGAAAGAAGAGUUCAAGAGUAGCGGUGCAGAAAAGGAAGCAUGUUGUUCCAUUUGUUUGGAAGAGUUUUCUGCGGGAGUGAAUGUUAGGCCAUUGCCAUGUUCUCACAGCUUUCACCAUAGCUGCAUUGCUAAAUGGCUUGAGAAACACGCAACCUGCCCGCUUUGCCGAAUCCACAUCACACAACCAUGCUCAUCUUGA